Messenger RNA from Ectocarpus sp. CCAP 1310/34, 2677 nucleotides. The record is from the annotation of a GenBank genome assembly. Lineage: Eukaryota; Phaeophyceae; Ectocarpales; Ectocarpaceae.
AAAACCCAAACCAAACCAAAUCGCGAUCACGCUCCCCGCUCUCCCCGCCUCAUCACCCGGCCCUUGCCCCUGGCCCACCACGCCUGAGAGACCUCGCCUCAUCGCACCCUUGUUUGUGUAGAACUUAAAAGAGUUCGAACACCUGCCUGUGGACGAAUGGCGAAGGACGUGACUAAGACUGCUGGGAACCGCCCCGGUUUCUCGCAGGCGGUCACGCUGGCUUGGCUGGUGGGGCUUCUACAGGCGGCGGAAGCUUUCUCAUUCACUACAAGUUCUUCUGUCGGAGCUCUUCGAAAUGUGGCGGUAUCAUCUGCCCCAUUCCAGCGGAAAAUGAGCCGCAGAAGAUCUCUCAACAGGGGCUCGGGUGGGGUGUCAUCUCUCAAGGCGAUCGGUGUGACCUCGUCGGUGAUUGAAAGCGUCGCCAAGGGUAUCUUGAAUCUGGCACUCGCCAACCCCAGGCAGGCGACCGUGGAAUGUACGGUCAACAGCUCGGCGAUGAAUCUAGUUCGAGGGAAGUUGGAGCAGGCCAAGGUGGAUGGGUUGAACUGGGUGACGCCCAUGGGGAUGACGCUGCGCACAAUCGCACUCACGCUGAACGAGAUGAACAUAAAGCCAUCUGAGGUGUUCCGCGGAAAGAUCUUGUUCAAGUGUCCAGCUGAGGGCGAGGCCCUGAUCGAGCUAGACGCCCAAGACUUCGGCAACUUCUUGGUGCACCCUCUGCUGACAACGGCAGAUCUUCCCAGCGGAAAGUUCGAUUUCCGGCGGGAAGGAACGGCCCUCGACGUCGAACGAGGCCGCGCGACCUUCACCGGAAUUUGGCAAGGGCAGCCGGUAGUCAUGGAGGCGUGCCAACCGGAAAGGUUUGGCAAGAUCCACGCGCGAGUGGCGCAGCGAGGCCGGCUGACCGACCUGGGCAUCAGGACGCUCUCCGACGAGAUGACGCACUUCUUCAACACCGUCGUCCUGGACCUAGACGGCACCGCCGUGCGGUUCAGGGACAUGCACCACGGCUACAACAGCCAAGGAGAGCCGUCGCUGCGCGUGACGGUGAGCGUUGUGGUGCACCGACUGCCCAAGCCCGAGAACAUGAAGUUCUAGUCUUCUCUCCGGCUUUGCUUUGGUUUGGUUUUGAUCGGAUUGGUUUAGCUUGGCGGGCAGGUCUGAAAGCGGGCGUUCGAGAGGUCUAGACUCUGGCUCGUGUACAAAGAGGGUCACCAAGUCAUGUUUCAUCUGGCAGAGACAUCGUGGAGUUUCGAUUGGUUUUGUCGGCCCCCGGAGUAUUGAGCCAUCUGGACUUCCUCCAGCACCAUGACCAAAGAGAAUACCCAGGUUUUGUUUGUGUUGAAGAUCGAGUCACUUUGUUACUCUCGAUGUAGCAACUGCGGGACACACUCUGCUGUAUCCGAUCUACCGGCUACUUACAGUGUACUCGGGUGUUAGAUUUUGUUGCUGUAGACCUUCGUACAGUUUCCUUCAUUGGCGUCAUUGCCGGAUUGUGCAUUGUGUGGUGUCAUGUUUCUGCGUAUCUGAUGACGCCCGAGUUCUUCCUGGCACCCUGCUACUUGUCUUUGGGGGUUGGAGGCCCUUGAGAUCUCAGGAACGCACACAUGGCAGGAUGGUGCGGACCAACUGUAUGCCAGGCCGAGAGUCCCGCUGAGUAGAAGUUUUUUUGUCUCUUGUUUCCACUCGUUUUAUUUUCACUCGUUUUGUCCUUGUGUGUUGUUUGCCGCGUGGAUCUCGCGUCUUAGCAUUUUCCCCUCACGAGUGGUCUUCAGCCUAGUACCACCGUAUCUUGUCCGGUUUUUGUCAUGUUUUUUUUCCCGUCUUUUUCAGGGUGCCGCUUCAUGCGCGCCCCUUUGUGCUCCGAAGUGGUUAGUGGGGGUUGGGCUUGACCCAUUCAGAGAAGACGAGGCUGUGUGCUUGUUACCCCGGUUGAUUCUUCGUCUAGUGUAGAUUUAAGCCUCGCGGUAGUAGAAUUCACGAUCUGUGUUGAUUGUUUUUAGUGAAGCAGCCGGGUUGUUCCAGCAACGGCCAACUUAAUGGGCGCUCAGGGCCAACACAGCCUGCCAGGAAUAAUGUCAGUCGUCUUAUCUAGUUAGCCAUAGCCAGAGUACAUACCUCGUAGAAGCACAAUUUCGCAGCCUAGGCAAUACUUACCCUCUCAGUAAAGUAAGUACAUAUACCCCAGUUUAAGGUGUGCGCCGUUGUUCCCGAUACGUAUCUGUACCGUCAUCGUGUGUAAAACAGCCAUUUGACUGUUGUCGUGCACUGGGAUUUGUGUAGAGGCCUCGGUGACUGGAUUGUUAUGAUUGUUUCUUCCUUGUAGCGUCGUGACCGUCGAUAAUCAUAGUUUCAUGGCCUGGGGAGAUGGGGGAGGGGCAGCUUUCGCGUACAAGGAACAGGUCUCAGAACACGCAUGGAAGUAAAUCAUCCUUAUGUAGAGAUCGGUAGGUGGCAGAUGCUCAGGAGAUCGAUCAACAACGUCGGUACACAACGUGCCCGUGUCAGUGAGAAGAAGAGAGUCUGCCCGAUUCAGAUUAGCUCAUUGUUGGACGGGACCCUGCUACCAAUCGAUGAAAAGGCCGACUGGAUAGAUUGGUUGAUUGUUGACCCUCUCACCUGCGCAGAUCACAAUAGCUAGUCCCUUCGAGUUCGAUUGUAGACAUACACGGUCUCC